Ipomoea nil (Japanese morning glory) is the source of this 1073-nucleotide messenger RNA. RefSeq lists its product as uncharacterized. Bases 455 to 787 code for a protein of 110 amino acids. The transcript is spliced from 3 exons. The record is from RefSeq and is a predicted model, not a curated record. Lineage: Eukaryota; Viridiplantae; Streptophyta; Magnoliopsida; Solanales; Convolvulaceae.
UACCACACCACAGCGCGACAAAACAAAAACCAAUCGUCUCAACUCUCAACGGCGGGUUCGAGCGCUCGUUUUCCAAAAAACCGGAAUGGCAUUCAAUGCUCAUAUUCAAUGUUCAUCUUUCCCCAUUUCAUCGAUUGUUCAAUGCUUUCUGCAGCGCAGACCAACCGCGCUCGUUAUUUACUUCUCUGCUCUACAUUCAACUUCAAGACUCACUUUCACAACAAUUUAAUGCUCCCCAGGCCAUUUAAUCUCUCUUUUCGCCAUUAUUAAUAGUGUAUAGUAUAUUAUUUAUGGAGAUGGGCCAGCGAAAUGGCGCUCCACUGCUUCUUAUCUCCGCGCAAUUUCUGGAAUCGUUGCCAAACCCUUCUUCUCUGCGAGUAUUUCAAUGUCCUGAGGUUUCUGUUUUCCUUCGUUUAAGUGUGUGAAAGAAAGAAAUUUUCUUCUGAUUUCGGGAAUGAAGUUUCUUGGGUGCUUUUCGGUUCUCUUCUUGGUGGCUGGGGCAGCUUCCAUAUGCAUCGUCUGUUCAUCAAAAGAUUCUGCAGAUUUGGCAUGGCGGGGGAAUGAUAUGCCAUCAACUCCGAUUAACAACCGGAAACUGAAGGAUGCUAGCGCUUAUGAUGGCGAUGGUGGCAAAGCAUAUACAGAUGAUUAUGGUCCGAUCGAUCCAGUGCCAAGUUCAAAAGCUUCAGUGAAACCGGGACCCAUACAGCACGGUACUCCUCUCAUGCCUUAUAUUCCUAUCCCGUCGCCCCCUCCAAGUUCCUCAUCGUUUUUUGGUGUUCCUUAGCCGAACUCCUCUCUGCUUCUGUGUAAUAUAAUCUAUGGUGAAAGGUGUGAUAACUUCUCCAUGUUAACUACUUAUGGCUUAUCAACAGACCAUGCUUUGUAUGAUAUUAUUGCUAUGCUUUUGUUGUAAAUUAUGGGUGGUGUUAUGUGUAUUGUUAAGGAUUGCAGGGUGUGCAAUUCUUGAUUCUUAGUCCAUGGCCUCCAAAAUAUGUACUUUGUAUGUUUGAAGUUUGAACUUAAUGGAGUGAAUGCUUUAUGUUGUUGCAUAAAUUUGUUGUAUUUGAAUU